UGAAUUUGCUCACUUUUACACUUCAUAAUGUUUCUGUUUUCAUUUAUUCAAACUCAUUCGGUCGUUUUUGGAUAUAAAGUAUAGUAAGUAUAGAUAUUACUGAUAAGUGUUUUUAUUAUUUUAGAUGGAUUGCUUGGAGGAAAUUUUCUUAAAUCCAAAUGCGCCGGAAGGUGUAAAUGACGAGUUUGUGUACGAAGAGCCCGAUGACGAAUUUGAAUCCCCAGAUGUCCGUGCUGAAUUUGAUUACGAUCACGAUGUUUUUUAUACCAAGGAGGUGUUUGACACACACAUAGAUUUGGUAGACUGGGCUCAAAGAACGGCAAAGGAGCUUGGUUAUGUGUUAGUAACACGAAGAUCAAAUGCCACAAAAGGCGGAGAAGUUAAAAAGGUGGUCCUUAUUUGCAACCGUGGUGAAAAAAAGAUAAGCGGUCAACCGGGGCACCCAAAGGGAGUACCAAAAUUGACUGUCCAUUCAAAUUGGUAGGCCGUCUGACAAAGGACCAUAGU
Messenger RNA from Erigeron canadensis, 507 nucleotides. RefSeq lists its product as uncharacterized. The coding region runs from base 125 to 484 and encodes 119 amino acids. Lineage: Eukaryota; Viridiplantae; Streptophyta; Magnoliopsida; Asterales; Asteraceae. The transcript is spliced from 2 exons. The record is from RefSeq and is a predicted model, not a curated record.